[Candida] anglica is the source of this 2935-nucleotide messenger RNA. The record is from the annotation of a GenBank genome assembly. NCBI's taxonomy places the organism in Eukaryota, Fungi, Ascomycota, Pichiomycetes, Serinales, Debaryomycetaceae.
AUUACUACAUUUCCCAUUCUAGUGCCACCAGAUUUUGUCAAGCAAGCCAAAAAAGAUACCCAAUCUUCUGAAUACCUAUGAAGUUUGGGGAAAAUCUACAUAGUUUGUCUAUUCCUGAGUGGAAAGCAUACAAUUUCGAUUACAAUGACCUCAAGUCACAAAUUAAGUAUCUCACGAAAAUAUCAAACGACUCCGAUGUUGACUCAGAUUCAGCACCUUCACUUGGAGUUCCAGGGAACUCCAAAGGACGUCGAAGAAGUAGAGUGGUCACCUUGACCUCUCUUAGAAAUGCAUUUAUGGAUAAUUUCAAUUAUGUUGACCUUUUCAUUGUUACUAAAAGGGGUGAACUUGAGAGGAAACUUCUCCAUCAUCAGAAAAUUUUCAAUAGGAUAACUCUGCCCAAUUCGAGUCUUCUGCCUUUAGAUCGUCAGAUUCAAUUGAAUGAUCUUCACUACCAAGUGCUAGAGGUGUCCAAAAUCCUUAGAGAUCUUAAUCGAUUCAUUAUUGUUCAAAAGAUUGCUAGCAAUAAGAUUUUCAAAAAAUUCCUCAAAUAUUAUCCAGACGAACAAGCAUCAGGUAUCUUUGUACAAAACAUGAAACAAUAUUUGGCCACCAAUGAAAACUCAUUUGUUAAUAUUGAUCUUACCAAUAUGACUUUGGAAUUGGCUUUCUUUUUGGAUAUGAUUUCUGAUGAGAGUAAGAGAAUGAAGGAGAAUAGUCAAAAUAGUACCACGAAUCGUAGUGUGAAACAUCCUCUGAUUUCAAACAAAAGUACUGUUUCAACCAGUCCUACAUCCACAGUUAAUUCUAGGAUACAUGAACAACAAUUGCCAAUCACAAGAAGCUCAAUGUUUGACUUGGAAAUAAUAACGAAGAAGAAUUUCAAAAUUGAUUGUUUAAUUGCCGAUAAUCAUAAUUUAAAUGAGUUAAUUUUGAAUCUUCGUGUUCUUAUAAAUUGUGAACCAUUAAGCGAUGAAUUAAUUCGACGUGAUUCUGCUGCAAGUAUAUUGUCAGAUUUCCUGCAAACCACUCAAACUACUCCAAACUUUCAUCAUUCCCUUAUUUCAUACACAUUUUUAGCUAACAGCAAGGAUAGUUCUCUGAGUGAACCAACGUUUAUCAUUUCACAAUUCAACCAACCAAAUUCCCUUAUUAUUAGUCAUGUUGGUGGACUUCGAAGAUAUGCUUAUUGUUCAUUACCAAACCAUGUUGUUCAACUUUUGAUUGAUCAUUUUAUAGACAGAGAUAAUCGAGAAAUUUCAUCGGCAUUAAAGGACUGGUUCCAACACAAUCAUGUUAGUCCGUUGACUAAAAUGGCAGUUGAUUGGGUUUUAAAUAAAAAUUUGAAACCAAUUUUUAAAUCAUUCAGUGUUCGAUCAAGAUAUGUAAUCAAUAAAUCUGACGAUGAUGGACAUUUGAAAUCAAGUAAUGGAGGUAAUGGAUAUUCAUACGAUGGUGAUCGUAAUGCCGAAGACAACGAUAAUGAUUCUGAAUCAAGCACCCAUAAUAAAGUAUUUGAAGAUGAUUUCUUACUUUGUUUGGAUCAAGAUAUAGUUACAUCUAACAAUCCAAAUGUUGUCAAUACGUUAAAAUUUGAUUCUAGAUUAAAUGACUUUGAGAAUAAUCCAUCAGUUUUGCAAAACUUAUACAAUGACGAGGUUUAUGAUAGAUUCCCAUUUCAUAAGCUAUCCAUGUUUUCCAACGAUUCCAACAUGUCUAAUUUCAAAAGAGAUAUGAAUAAAGACCCUCUUACGAACAAAGAGAAUACGGAACCAAUUUUAAUGAAGCCUAAUGCCCGUAGCAUGAAGAAAAUCCCUACUAAAAUCCAACAAUUAUUAAAAUUAGAUUCUAUUAAUCUAUUUAAUGGUGAGGUGAAUUUCUUCCAAUAUAUGCUUUCAUGUUAUUAUAAUGUGAUCCCACCUCAAAAGGAUUUACAUAAUCACUAUUUGAACUUACUUACUUUAAAUUUGUUGAAACAAAAUGAAAAUAUCAGUAUUUCAAAUCAAGUAACAAAAUUUCAAGAUAAGAUGUUUGAAAAGAAAUCUAGACAAGUUUUAAAAUCUCAAACAUCCUUGAAAUCCAUUAAACUGUAUACACAGCUUUCUACCGCAUCCAACAACCAUCAUACGCAUCAAAGCCUGCCACUUCUGCAAGCCACUGUGAAUCAUCCUUCUUCAAAUCACCUCCGACCUGAAUAUCAAUUUGAAAAUCAACAUGCCAAAUUUCAAGUUGGUCAUAGUGAUAUUGAAUUAUUACAAGAAAAUUAUAAUAAAAUGGGUGGAUAUGGCACUAUCCAACAAGAUCCAAUGGAUACUUAUGGUUAUAUGGGCCAACCAAACUGGGGAUAUUUGGAUAAAUUUGUCAAUGCAGCAGCCGAGAUUAAACAUAAAAUUCUUGGUGGGGACAAUAAUACCAUCGACCUAGAACAGGGGAUGAUCACAUACUUGGACAUAGAAGAUGAUGACCGGUCAUCUAUAUCUACACUUUCAUCACACGGCAGAAUCACGAACAUACGUGAUAAAUAUGAGGAGCAAAAUAUGCGCAACUAUGACCAAAUUUUGUCAAUUAUUUACUUCUCUUUCUUUUUCAUUUCACUUUUCAUUUCGAGUAUUAUCAUGGGGAUUGUGUAUUCACUUAUUGAACUUUCAACUGACGAUUCACAAUUCCUCUUGGAAGAUAAUGUUCUUUUAAUAUUGACCAUUGUUAUUGGGUUGCUUUUAAGUUUAAUUUUCAGCAUGAUCAGUAUCAACCUUAAUUUAUCAAGAUAUCGUAAGAGUCCCUCAUGGCAUUCUGCGAUUGUUUGGACUGGGUCUGGUGUUGUUUUUCUUUCAUUUAUGUGGAGCAUGGUAUUGCUCUUCCAAAGUCAUUAAUUCAUAUAAAGGUAUAUAAUUACCUACUGUAAUAUUUUUCCCUUAAUACAUUUUUAAUUCAUUCA